This is a messenger RNA of Crotalus tigris (Tiger rattlesnake), 1636 nucleotides long. It is a transcript of the gene NOXA1, whose product is annotated as NADPH oxidase activator 1. Gene Ontology annotation, biological process: superoxide anion generation. The transcript has 9 exons. The record is from RefSeq and is a predicted model, not a curated record. Gene Ontology annotation, molecular function: identical protein binding; superoxide-generating NADPH oxidase activator activity. The coding region runs from base 653 to 1609 and encodes 318 amino acids. Lineage: Eukaryota; Metazoa; Chordata; Lepidosauria; Squamata; Viperidae.
AACUGACUUUCCAAUGGAUUUGCCAAUUGUAAUGUGUGGAAUCGGUUAAAUUUAAGAGAUUUGGCCUCUGUGCACACCUAGAUGGACCUACUCUGAAAACAGAGGAGACCAUGAGUUCAAGUCCAAACUUAGCUUUGAAGGCCAGCUGGGUGACUUUGGAUCUGCCCCGCUUUCCCAAUCCAGCCCACCUCACAGGGUGGUUAUUGCGGAAGGAACAGGAUGAGGAAGGUGUGUUUGAAUAUGUUCAGUGCUUUGAGUUAUUUGUAAAAUAAUAAUAAUAAUAAAGGCGAGAUAGAAAUAAAAAUAACUAGCUGGGACUGGGGCUUCUUGAACUUUAUAAGAACCUAAGUCCAGUUGAAUUGGCCGCAAAGCCUCAAGACGGUCACUAGAUGGCGACAUUUCUGUGUCCCUCUGGUGCCACCUAGUGCCUAUCUAGAUCAUAGCAACCCUCAGUAAUCCUUGGUAGAUUAUCUUGGAGGACCCGCCUCCUCUCCCACUGCACUUUCUUGCAGUUGAGCAAAAAAAGAUAUGCAGCUUCCUGGUUUGCUUCAUUCUAAAAGCCAAAUCCAGCAGAACAAAGACUGGAAUCAACUCUCCGGCGACCUAAAGCAAGACUGUUGUGAAGAUCAACGGCUCUUAGAAUCCAAGACUGAUGUCUUAUCAAGAGCUUAUAAUAGACUGGAACCAAGGUGUCCUAGCCCUUGAGAAAGGCAAUCUUACCACCGCCUUGGACAUCUUUCAGGGCAUAAAGAACCCUCCUUCCAAAAUAGACUUCAACAUUGGCUGUCUGCAUCUCCAGCUAGGAAACCUGGAUCAGGCCUUGAAGGCUUUUGAUCAAACACUUUCCAAAGACAAUUGCUUAGCUGUGGGCUUCUUCCAAAGGGGUUACGUUCAUCUGCAGCUGGGCAGGUAUGAGGAAGCUUUGAGAGAUGGGAAGCUGGCUCUGCGCUGUCUCCGGAAUAAUUCCUGCAUCAAUUACAAACCGCUCGGUUUGGCCUUUGUGCUACGUGCCUCGGAGGUUUUGCACAAUACGGCAGCCACCCACUGCCGGCUUGGAAGAUGGCCUGAAGCGCGAGACACUCUGGAAGAAGCAGCCACGCAAAUGCCCAAGAGAGAAGCCGUGGCUGCUUUAAAGCAAGUGGAGGAUCGUCUCUUGCUGGAACCCCAGAGCGUCCCACCGGGAAAACUUUUUAGCCCUCCCUUGCAGGCUGAUGGGUUGAAAGAGAAGGACUAUCUCGGCCAAUCCCAGAAGAUCUUCCAAGGAAACCCAGAAGCUCCACCGGAAAUGACACCACCCAGUCUUCUUCACGAGAACCAAAAGAUCUGGAGACCAGGAGACAGAGAAGGAAAUGAAACCGAUUCCAAAAGAUUGGAGUGUCUUCAAGAGGGUGAAGAAGAACGAGCGGAUCAAGCCGUCCUUUACCGCAUGGUGGGAAAAUGUUCUUACAUCUCUGACGCCCCGGAAGACCUGAAUUUUAAAGAUGGGGACAUGCUGGAGGUCCUGUCCGAAGUGAACGCGGAAUGGCUAGAAGGCCGAUGCAACGGAAGGACAGGGAUUUUCCCCAAACUGUUCGCGGAGGCUGAGUACCCUGGAGCCACCCGACUUUAGAGGAAUAAAAAAGGUCUCAAUUGCUGA